CUUCACCUGGGGAAAACAUGGCUGUGCAUAGCAAACUCACGCCAAGGAAUUCAGCAAUUGUCACGGCCAUAGGUGUGGGUAUAUACCUUGUCUACAAAAAUGUCAACUUCAAGAAGACGAGAAGAAAUCAGCCAGAUAUCAAAGUUGUCAUCUCCCAGCAUGGCCAGAAAAAAGAAAAGGCUGCAGUUGAUGGCGUGUUUCUCAGGAGGAUGAGGCACAUUUUGAAAAUUCUCAUCCCGGGAUGGUUCACACCAGAGGCGUGGUACAUGCUGUUGGUGGCCAUUUCUCUGAUAGCUCGGACCUAUGCUGAUGUGUGGAUGAUACAGAAUGGUACAGCAAUAGAAAGUGCAAUCAUUGGAAGAAAUAUGGAACUUUUCAAGAAGCAUCUGUUACAGUUUAUUUAUGCUAUGCCUGCUAUUUCUACUGUAAAUAACUGUCUGAAGUACGGGCUCAAUGAGCUGAAGGUUCGGUUUCGCUCCAGGUUGACACAUCAUCUUUAUGAAAGCUACCUCAAAGGGUUCACCUUCUACAAGAUGAGUAACCUUGACAACAGGAUUUCCAAUGCUGACCAACUGCUGACACAGGAUGUAGAGAAAUUCUGUGACUCAGUGGCUGAGCUGUACUCCAACCUCAGCAAGCCUGUCCUCGACGUGGUUCUGUACACCUUCAAGCUGACUGGCGCCAUUGGACCACAGGGUCCAGCAUACAUGUUAGGCUAUCUGGCAGUGUCUGGCUUGAUUCUUACAAGGUUGCGGAGGCCUAUUGGCCGCCUCACAGUCCAAGAACAAAAGUUGGAAGGGGAAUAUAGAUAUGUCAAUUCAAGGCUCAUCACGAACAGUGAAGAAAUAGCAUUCUAUCAAGGAAACCAAAGAGAAAGGUUCAUCAUUCUUGCAACGUUCCAGAAAUUGAUAUCACAUCUGCGCUACUUCAUUUUCUUCAGACUGCAGAUGGGUUUUGUUGACAGUGUAGUUGCAAAAUACAUAGCCACAGUGGUGGGGUACUGGGUUGUCAGUCGACCCUUCUUGAAUCUGGCACAUAAACGCCAUCUCACAAGCACCCACAGUGAGAGAUUGGAGGACUACUACAAGAGCGGACGUAUGUUGGUGAAGAUGGCGGAGGCCAUUGGGAGAAUCGUGCUGGCCGGGCGAGAGAUGACCAGACUAGCAGGUUUCACAGCCAGAGUCACACAACUGAUAAAAGUGUUGGACGAUCUCAACCGAGGCCACUAUGAGAGAACAAUGGUGACAACGGAACAAACACAAGCUCUGGAGAAUAACAAAGCAUUGAAACCUGGUAGCGGAAAGAUCAAUAUUCAAGAUCAUAUUAUCAAAUUUGAGAAAGUCCCCCUUGUCACCCCGAAUGGAGAUGUGUUGGUGAAGGAGCUGUCCUUUGAGGUGCGGUCGGGCAUGAACAUCCUGGUGUGUGGGCCCAAUGGCUGUGGCAAGAGCUCCCUCUUCAGAAUCCUUGGCGAGCUCUGGCCGCUGUUUGGCGGAACCCUCACCAAGCCAGAAAAGGGCAAACUGUUCUAUGUCCCUCAGCGGCCAUACAUGACAGUGGGGACACUGCGAGACCAGGUCAUCUACCCUGACGCACACACUGACCAGCUCAGGAAAGGGGUCAAGGACACUGACCUUGCUGAAAUCCUAAGCAAGGUCCAGCUCGGCUACAUCUUGGGCAGAGAAGGAGGCUGGAACUCCAUACAGGACUGGAUGGAUGUGCUGAGCGGUGGGGAGAAACAGAGGAUAGCAAUGGCCCGACUGUUCUACCACAAGCCACAGUUUGCAAUCCUGGAUGAGUGCACAAGUGCUGUCAGUGUGGACGUAGAGGGCUACAUGUACAACCACUCCAGAGAGGUGGGCAUCACACUCUUCACUGUGUCACACAGAAAGUCUCUGUGGAAACACCACGAGUACUACUUGAAGAUGGAUGGCCGAGGAGAGUACGAGUUCAAGCCCAUCACUGCCGACACCACCGAGUUUGGGUCUUGACCUUCAUGAUUCCUAGAACAUGAUUAAAUUAAUCCUGAAAUCUGAAAAUGUUUUGACACAUAGUGAACUGGGACAUAAUAUUGAUAUUUUAUAUGAUUGUGCCUUUUAGAUCUGUAGAUCAUGUUUAUUAUUCUUAUUAGAAUCAUGGCAAGUUUUUUUUUAUUACCAUUCUUACUCUCCAUAAUCUGCCAGUAGGCCAGCUUUGUGUGCAACUGGAGAUGGAUGUAGAGCAGGGACAAAUAGCCUAGCUUGAGUUGUUUGAUACACGUCCAGUGAAUUGAUGGGUGUAAAUUAUUUUGUGAUCACCAGAAGUAAUGCUGAAGGGGUUGUUGUGCUAUAGGAUCCUACAGAAGAAUGCACAGGCACCUAAUCGUAACAGAAAUGCACCAUGGCCAGAAUCUUAAUACAAAAAAUUGGUCUGUCCACUGCAUGGUAACAAUGCAGCUGGAAGUCAAUUACAAUGUUUCCCUCACCUUUAUAUGGACACGUUAGCUCGUCAGAUACCAGAACUAUUCACUACUUUCAUAAAAUUGAAUUACAUGGGAGCUCGUUUAGUAUUCUUUAUUAGACUAACGCUCAGUCUCUGUUUCUAUCAAAAUUAUAUAUUUUCAAACAAUCUAUUUAGACUGAAAAGGAGCCCCAGUGAGAGAAAGAUUCUGUUUGAAAACCUAGACUUGCUUCAUUUAGGGCUAUAGCAUUACAGGUAAGGGUUCAGGUAUCUGUCUGUUGUCUGAUUUUGUCAGGGGUGCAAAUAAGUGCACAGAACAGUGAUAGUGCUAUAGGACCAUAUGAGACAACAACCACUUCAGCUUUAACGCAAACAUAUUUAUAAAAUGAAUUUCUUAGUAAUAUUAUAUGACCAGUUGACAGGAAUGAAUUUCAAACAGAAAUACAAUAGGUACCAUUUUCUGUUACACACUAACUCUAAUGUGUCGUAUUGUUUCAUGUAACAAGUCAGCAUUCAUGAUCUUGUUACUGAUUAGUUUUGAAGAUAUAUCCUGUCAAAAAGAAUAAUGUGGAGAUUUGUUAUCUAUGUCUUAUGUAUAUAGAUGUUGAAUAUGAUUUUUGGAGUGCAGACUUACUGUUGAGGAUUUGUGUUGUAACAAGUGUUUGAAAUACCUUAAUAUACUACUCCACUUUUGAUAUUCUUUUCUUUCCAAGAUGAACAAAAUUACUGGUAGCAGAAAAACAUUCAUAAGCCAAGCAUUAACAGUUUACAACCAUCUGAACACUUCAUGUAGAAUCUAUCGUCAGUAUGCAAAGUUGAAAUAUCUAUUGCAAUUACAAGAAACAGAUAUCUUCAUUAGUUCCGGAAAUGGAAAGCACUAGCAGAAGGCUAAAUAAAAUAAAAGAAUUGGUUCUCAGGCAAUGGUUUUUGAAAAUGUAGUGCAGGCGGGGUCUGUUACUUUUUGGUUGUUCAAACUGGUAUGAUACCAAAUAAACAGUUGUGUACGAUCAACCUGGGAAUAGUUUUUCACAACUGUUGGACUUAAAAUAUUUAAGGAUUUUAGGGUUUUUUUAAAAUGGAAAUAAAAACGAAACGUGGGCGGUGCCUGAGAUUAUUAAUUUUUUUAGCCUAAUGCAUUGCCAUAUAGCCCAAUCUAAUGUCUUUUGUGCAUUUCAAGCUGUUUUGUUUGUUAAAAAAAUGAACAUGUAUCAUACAUUGUAUAUUAAAUGUAACAUAUCAGUCUUUGGAAAU
Messenger RNA from Haliotis rufescens (red abalone), 3687 nucleotides. RefSeq names its product ATP-binding cassette sub-family D member 3-like. Gene Ontology annotation, cellular component: peroxisomal membrane; peroxisome. Bases 18 to 1988 code for a protein of 656 amino acids. Gene Ontology annotation, molecular function: long-chain fatty acid transmembrane transporter activity; ATP binding; ABC-type transporter activity. NCBI's taxonomy places the organism in Eukaryota, Metazoa, Mollusca, Gastropoda, Lepetellida, Haliotidae. The transcript is spliced from 27 exons. Gene Ontology annotation, biological process: peroxisome organization; long-chain fatty acid import into peroxisome; very long-chain fatty acid catabolic process. The record is from RefSeq and is a predicted model, not a curated record.